This is a messenger RNA of Alosa sapidissima (American shad), 1576 nucleotides long. RefSeq names its product CD209 antigen-like protein 2. Gene Ontology annotation, biological process: biological process involved in interspecies interaction between organisms. Gene Ontology annotation, molecular function: carbohydrate binding. The record is from RefSeq and is a predicted model, not a curated record. Gene Ontology annotation, cellular component: external side of plasma membrane. Lineage: Eukaryota; Metazoa; Chordata; Actinopteri; Clupeiformes; Clupeidae. The coding region runs from base 661 to 1509 and encodes 282 amino acids. The transcript has 5 exons.
ACAGAAUAUAUUUCUGAAGAAUGAUGUCCGACCUGAUAUUGCAUUCAUCUCAGGCAUUCCUUACUAAGCAGGGAAGAGGUUGGAUUGGGCUGCAGAGGAAUGGCAUUGGGUUGUGGAUGUGGGUGGAUGGAACCUCACUUUUACGAAGAUAGAUAGUCAGAUAGAGUUUGAUCUGUUUUCUGAUUAAAGUGUGUUGUUUUGUUUCGUUAUUGAGGUGAAAAACAGCUGAGCCAUCAGUAAUGGGAAGUCACUUCCCCGUUUCAGUUUGUAAGCUAUAAGAUGUCACAGUCACACAAACACUGCUAGUCACAGUAAUGUUCAUCACUUUUGUGUGUCAUGGUGAAAGAGGAACAAGAGAGCCCACUAAAGCAGACUACAGGCCAACUGACCUGAGGUUCUGAAACAGAUACAUUCACCUCAGUUUUGCUUAAGUAAGCAUAACAAAUAGCUAUUUGGUGCUUAUUUGGUGCCAUGCUCUUCGUAUGUUCCUCUAAUUAACCACAGUUUAACAGAACUGAAGACCAUCUCAGGCACCCCUCUCAGCAGUUUCCUCUUUAGAUUUAUUAUCAGUGUCGAUUACACACACUACAGAUAUAUACAAUCAUAUACACACACUGCUCAUUUGGUUGGCAGUGAGGAAUCUCUGAAGGUGCUUUAGUAAUGCUACAAACUGCUGAGAUAGGAAUGGAUGAAGAGGCAAUUUAUGAUAAUAUUGUCAUGGAUACUGAGAUUUCCAAACCAGCCAGCACAACUGAGGAGACAGAUGAAUAUGUUGACAUGAGAUCCAGCAGGUGCCCAGAAAAGCCUAUUACACCCAGCACGUCUGUACAGAAAAAUGUCUGGCUCCAGUGGGUCACUGUGGCUUUGGGUGUGUUAUGUGUUUUACUGACACUCCUGACCACUGGCCUGUGUGUCAAAUACACCACCGAAAGAGACCAGUUAAAGAUCGAGCAAAACCAGUUAAAGACUGAAAGAGACCAGUUGAAGACUGAAAGAGACCAGUUGAAGACUGACGGUGACCUGUUUAAGUCCAGAUGGAGCAACGUAACCCAGGAGAGAGACCAGCUUCUGAGCAGUAACUCUAAUCUGAUGAGAGAGAGGGACCAGUUACAGGACAUCAUUGACCAGGUACCAUGUCCUAAAGGAUGGAAUGUCUACAGCAAGUGUUAUCUCAUCUCGUCUCCUGAGAAACCCUGGUCUGAGGCUAGACAAGUCUGCCAAGCCAUGGGAGCAGAUCUGGUGACCAUCGAGAGUGAAGAGGAACAAGUUUACAUUAAUGGGCUGGGGAGAUGGGGUUGGAUUGGACUACAAAGAAGUGGGAUGAACUGGACGUGGGUGAAUGAUAGACCACUCUCCGAAGGGCCCGUGUUCUGGGAACCGGGACAGCCCAACAGCAACACAGAGAAUUGUGUUUUGUCCAGCCCAAAUGUGGAGAACCCCACCUCCAACUGGCAUGACUAUCCAUGCUCCUCUAUGUUUUACCCCAUUUGUGAAAAAUCAGCUAACUAAUUCAGGAAGAAAUGAAUGUCCUACAUUCUAUUACAUUGUAUAAUAAAGGUGAAAUAUUGAAUGUUAA